CAUGCCGGGUGUCUGACUCUGGCUGAACUUUUUGGAAAGUUUGUCUGAAAUGGAACCUGUUGGCUGUGUCCUUCAUAUCAAAUUCCCUCUUUCCUCUGAGCUGCUUUUUGUUGUUGUUGUCCUGGUGCAUUUUCCAGCAAAGUUCACAGUGAUUGGACCCCGUGAUCCUGUCACUGCCAUCCUGGGUCAGGAAACUGUGUUACCCUGUCACCUGUCCCCCCGGAUGAGUGCUGCAAACAUGGAGGUGAGAUGGUUCCGAUCUCAGUUUGUAUCCUUUGUGCACCUGUAUCGUGAUGGGAAGGAUCAGUAUGAUGGGCAGAUGCCAGAGUAUCAGGGAAGGACAGAGCUUUUGAAAGCUGGACUCAAAGAUGGAAAUGUACAUUUGAGGAUUCUCAAUAUCAGACGCUCUGAUGAAGGACAAUACGUCUGUUUUGUUCAAGACGAUACUUUCUAUGAAGAAACAGCAUUGGAACUGCGAGUAGCAGGUCUGGGCUCUGCUCCUCUCAUCUCUGUGGAGGGUCACCAGGAUGGAGGGAUCCGGGUGGUUUGUCGAUCAGCUGGUUGGUACCCAAAGCCUGAGGUGCUGUGGAAAGAUCUCAAUGGACGACAUUUACCAUCACUCUAUGAAACAACAUCCAGAGUGGAUAACAACCUGUUUGAAACAGAAUCUGCUAUCAUUGUAACAGAACAUUCAAACCAAAACUUGUCCUGUUGCAUCAGGAACACCGUUCUCAAUCAAGAAAAGGAAUCAGCAAUUUAUAUAGCAGAUCCAUUUUUCCCGAGGGUGAAUUCCUGGAUGGUGGCUCUAAGCGUGAUCUUGGUGGUUUUGUUUGGUUUCAUUGGCCUCACUGUUUAUCUCUUUAAAAUAAAAGGUAAAUAUCAGAGGGAGAAAUAUACGAGACAGACAGAGCUUGAACAGUGGGGUUCACUACAGAAUCUGGCAAAUGUGACUCUGGAUCCAGACACGGCUCAUCCCAAACUCGUCCUGUCUGAGGAUCGGAAAAGUGUGAGAUGGGGAGACACAUGGCAGCGACUGCCCAACAAACCUGAGAGAUUUGACACUGAGCCCUGUGUGCUGGGCUGUGAGGGAUUCACCUUGGGGAGACAUUGCUGGGAGGUGCAGGUCGGGGAUGGGCGAUUCUGGGCUGUGGGGGUGGCCACAGAGUCCUUGGGGAGGAAGGGAAGGAUCAGCCGUAGCCUUGAGGGCGGGAUCUGGGCUGUGCAGCGGUGGGGGGAUCAGUUCCAGGCUCUCACCUCCCCUGCGACGCCCCUGCCCCUGAGCCGGGUCCCCAGCAGGAUACAGGUUUUUCUGGACUGUGACCGGGGGCAGGUGACAUUUAUCGAUGCUGGUGACGAGGCCCCAAUUUUCACUUUCCCGCCGGGCUCCAUCCCUGGGGAGAGAAUCCAACCCUGGCUCCAGGUGGGGUGGGGAUCCUUGCUCAGACUGUAUCCCUGA
Trachemys scripta elegans is the source of this 1456-nucleotide messenger RNA. RefSeq names its product butyrophilin subfamily 1 member A1-like. NCBI's taxonomy places the organism in Eukaryota, Metazoa, Chordata, Testudines, Emydidae. The coding region runs from base 50 to 1456 and encodes 468 amino acids. The record is from RefSeq and is a predicted model, not a curated record. The transcript has 5 exons. Gene Ontology annotation, molecular function: protein binding.